CAAACUACCCCUGUCAUUAAUUAAAUAGCCCUUCCCACUUUUUAACCAUUGGAUUGAAGUGUCCAGAUCUAAUGGCUAGGAGGGGCUUAGUCAAGUGACUAAGGACCCCCUUGGUCAUGGGAUCCGCUCUCCAAAGAAAGGAACUGACAAAAACUUCUUCCAACGUAGCUUGUAGUAGCAAGUAAACAAAGAAGAGGUGAAGCUGAAAGCAAUUCCCUCUCCCGGAAAGAAGGUUGUGGCAUCCAACUCCAACUCCAACUCCAACUCUAUUGAGUAUUGACGCUUCUACGGCCCGAUUCCCGCUGCCAAGUUCGUGGACUGGAAACCUUCGUCGACGCCUUAUCCCCUUCAGCAGGAACAAUCCUGUCAUGGUGAUACCAGCUUUGCCACAUGAUCGAAAUCCAAACAAUCAACGUUCUAUUGCUGGGAGUUCUUUUUCUGUCUUUUCUGUUUGUUAGUGGUUUGUCUAUGGUUUGAUUUCCUGUUUCGUUUCUGAGGUUUCCUGCAAUUUUUCGUCAAGUAGUCCUUUACUCUUGUUUUCAAAUCUCUUGUUGCUGUUCUAUCUGUUCCUUUUGCAAUCUCAUGGUAAUACUACUGCUUGCUCUACUUCGGCCCUACCAUAUGUGUGUCCUCUCUGUUAAUUUUUCUCGAUUCGUUUCCUACUAUUAGGGGUGGGCAUCGGUCGAUUCGGUCCAAGACCGGACCAAACUAUUAUAGGACCGGACCAAAAUUUCUUCUAAAUCAAGGACCAAAGUCGAAUCGUUAUUAUUUCGAUUCGGUCCGGAUCAAACCAUAUAUGGGUCGAUUCGGUCUGGACCAUCCCAUUAGACCGACUAAUCUUUCAUUCGAAUAAAAUCACUCUGUGGUGUCAUUUAUUCGCAUCUUCUCCAUAUCUAAAACAUUAAACAAGAAAAGAGAACACAAUAUAAAUACCUGGUUCACAGUGUGUAGGUAAAGUAAGCAGCUCUUUUGAUCGAAGCAACGCGGAUGAGAACUCUGAUUUGAGGGUAGGACUACAGGAGCGGCAGCGGUGAGUCAAAGUAAGGGAAAGUCAGUCAUAUUUAUAGGUAGUUAAGUGUCGUGUAGGGUAUUAGGAUUUUCAACUCCAAGUCAACUUGCCUUCUAAGAGCCUAGUAAAAUAGGCAAUUAAAGUAAUUACGAUUCGGUCCGGUCCUUAGCUUGAUUUUACGGUUUCGGUCUGGACCGAACCAAAACCGAAAAUGUUCCAAAUUCAGGAACCAAAAUCGAGUCGAAAGAUAAACAGUUCGAUCCGAUUUGGUGUGAGAGUCGAUUCAGUCCGAUGUGAAUCGAAUCGUUUCCCACCCCUAGCUACUGCUCUGUUUUUGUGUACCGCUGUUUUGCAGGCGCACAAGGAAGAAGGUAGCGGUGGUUUGGGAAGAACGACAGAUCCGGCUUUCCGUGGUUCUCUCGUCAGACUUCCCUGGCGGUGUGGCGGUGGAUGGAUCAUGACUCUUCUUCAAGGCGGCCGAGUGGAUAAUGAUGGCGAGAUUUGUGUACACAAAAGUGGCGGGUGAAGGGAACGUGGGUUUGCCCUUAUCCCCUGCCUGCGUCUCGGUGAUGUGAAGGCCAUAUGGCUUUGUCCUGUACCUGGGCUGAAUUUUAUGAGUUCUUUGGUCAUAUUUAACUAGCACCGGACCCGGCACGUUGGCCGGGAAAGUUUGAUUAUUAUGAACUUUAUAUGUGUUGUUAGUCGUUACCGCUUAUAAUGCAUGUGAAUAACAUAAAUAUAUAACUAAUAAUAAUAUGCAUGUUUACAAAAAAAAGCGUUCAUAUUGACCUUUGAUGUAGUUCAAUAUAUCCAUAAAAAUAUUUCCUCAGAUAUUUAUCAUUUUUGUUGAUCAUGACACGGGUUAUACUUAGAGGUACGGAUUUAUAUGAUUUAAAAGUCACUUUUUCCAUUGAUCAAUUAUACUUAGAGCAUGUUUACCAUAUUGACCUGAACACUCCAUUGAUACAACACUAACCUUGCAUAUUUUGAUAAAUAUGCGAUAGAAUUGUCACCCUUCUAUACACAAAAGUAAUAGUGCCACUCUAAAAUCUGUUACAGAAAACAAACAAAAAUGCCAAAGUGCCAAGAUUCAAACCGAGUAUUCUUAGCAUGAGUAAAGGACUUACGACAUAACAGGGAAAACCAAAGGAAUAAUAUGUGCAUUGCAGAAGUUAUACUUCAAAGUUGAAUGUUUACAUGCCCAUGGCUAACUUCACUAUGACUAACAAAAAUUUAGUUUCGCAUGUCUAACCAAAAUUUGUGGCCGGUAUGACCCAAAUAUAACAACAAAAACCCUUAAUUAUGCUAUGAAGUUACCAUGAUAUAUUCCGAUCAUUGAGUAUCUAAUUAAUAUCCUGGCGAUUAUGAUGAAAAGUGCUAUUUGUCUAAAGAUACCAUGAUUACCAAUUGAUUAAAAGGUUUUAUAUGAUUCAUCCAUACCAGAAGGAAUGAAUGCUCAAACCAAACAAUAAAACAUUGUGUAAGAGGUGAAAUUAAUGGUGUAGAAUGAAUGCUCAAACUAAACAAUAAAACAUUAUGAAGAGGUGGAAUUAAUGGUCUAUACAGAUUAUCCAAGAGUGAAUCAAGGCAGAGGCAUAAAGAUUACAUAAGAGCUUGUUAAAAAUGGGAAGGAGAUAGAGUUUAUGCAAGAACAACUAAAUAAAGCAAGGAGUUAAAAGGUAAAACACAUACAUAAGAAGUCAAAGUAUACAUGACCAAUUUGGUACAAAUAAGCUUGAUUCUUUAAAAGAAAUCACGUUUUAAGUGAUGAAAAUCAUAUAAGUAAAAAGGAUAUUCGGCUAGAAAGCAUCAUCAAGAAGAGACAUGUGGAAGGACUUCAACUUUUUCUAGACUUAAAGGUUAGGUUGACCUCCAUAACAGAGCACAACGACACCUAAAAUUCCUUAAACAAAAGCGUCAUUCGAAUAAAUAAACAUGUCUCAAGGAACUGACAGUCUGACACUGAGCCUUAUCCCUACAUUUCAUUCGGCUAGUCUCUAUGUCAAAACAGGUUGUGCUGAAACCGAAGCUCUUUAGGAACACCACACAUUAUCAAUUAAAACCAUAAAGUCGUAUGUAAACAGAAAAAAUGGCGUCUACCUAGGAAAGAAACUGAGCUCAACCAAGGCAUGAUUUGGCAUAUUAAUGAGUGUCCGUUGCAUAACAGUUUACUUACGUUAGGGUCGAUUCCAUUAAAGCAAGUGUCAUAUGCUUUCAACCACAUCCAUUUUAAUACAUGGCUAAAACGUCA
Molecule: messenger RNA, 3260 nt
Organism: Linum trigynum
Lineage: Eukaryota; Viridiplantae; Streptophyta; Magnoliopsida; Malpighiales; Linaceae
Source: the annotation of a GenBank genome assembly